AUGGAGGCUCGUGCAAUAUCAGAGAAAAUGUCCACCGGUUCUCUCUUCCUCAGGGUGAUUGGUGUCGGCGAGGCCAGAAUUGGCAUGAUAUGGUUCAUGCUAGCUAUUUUUCUCGGCUUCAUAGCUAAUAUCGUUGUCCUCGUCGGUUGUGCCUCGCCUGAUACGCAAUCAGUCUACCUCUUCAGUGUCGGAAGUGCGGAGCUUGUCAAUGCAACCGCCAAUGUGACUGGUGUUUCGCCGAAUAAGCUACAAACGUUUGAGCUUCCAGAGUACUGGUACUGGGGCCUCUCAGGCGUGUGCAUGAAUGUCAAGACCAGGAAUCUAUUUGACGUCGAGGAGAAAGUCAUCUGCAAACAGAGCUUCCCACCCGUGUUCACCGUUGAAGACAUGAUCUCUUUUGCCGUCGAAGCACAUCUCGGAGACAACAAGAACACCUCGGUCAAAGCCAAGAUGAUGCAACCUUGGACGAAUGCACUUGCAAAAAUCCAAGACGAUCUUGUCGAACCGUCCCGUCCCAGAGACCUCAUGAGAGCUGCAGCUGCCUUUUGUGUUCUUUCUACCAUCCUUGCUUCUAUCAUUUUAAUCCUCACCGCAUUGUACCUUACCAUUCUACGCGACUUUCUUAGACGUUGGAUGCUUUAUGCCCUCGCCUUGCUUGACGCACUGUUAUUCACUGGUUCAGGUGUCAUGAUCGGCUAUGCUAUGCGUGAAGGUCCAAGAGGGAUUAUCGAACUUUCUGGUCUACCUCAAGGACAUGUGUAUGGAGCUGGCAAUACCGCCUUUACCUUGGGUGCUCUGGUCAAGUAUCUUGCUAUGGAGAUAUUCUUGUUUCUCUUUUUUCUUGGACUGUUUCUGGUUCUUUGGCUUAUUUACUGCUGUUUGCUUUGUUGCGUGGAUGAUAGAGAAAGGGUCAAGGUCAAGGUCCAAGUUAUCAACAGGUACUUGCCUGCGCAAGGUUGA
Fusarium venenatum is the source of this 960-nucleotide messenger RNA. RefSeq lists its product as uncharacterized. The record is from RefSeq and is a predicted model, not a curated record. NCBI's taxonomy places the organism in Eukaryota, Fungi, Ascomycota, Sordariomycetes, Hypocreales, Nectriaceae.